Raphanus sativus (radish) is the source of this 7964-nucleotide messenger RNA. RefSeq lists its product as uncharacterized. NCBI's taxonomy places the organism in Eukaryota, Viridiplantae, Streptophyta, Magnoliopsida, Brassicales, Brassicaceae. Bases 5613 to 6209 code for a protein of 198 amino acids. The transcript has 4 exons. Gene Ontology annotation, cellular component: plasma membrane. The record is from RefSeq and is a predicted model, not a curated record.
AGGACUAAAUAUGAAAUAUACCUUCUUUAGCAACCUUGCCGCGUAAGGAAAAUUUGUACGUGUGUAAAGCAAACUCAUCAAUAUAUAUCUUCAAACACCUUCGUUAUAUUUUCUAUCUUCCAAUUCAGUUUCAACAUUUCUCGCUAUUCGUCUCGGGUUUUGUUUGUUGACUGAGAAAACAUGGGAGGUGACAAAGACAGAGGGUUUCAUGGGUAUCCACCUGCUGGAUACCCGGCCGGUACUGGGGGUUAUCCACCAGCUGGAUACCCACCACAUCAAGGUUAUCCUCCACCACCUGGUGCCUACCCUCCAGCUCAUGGUUAUGGAGGUUAUCCUCCUGCACCUGCUCAUGCUGGUUAUCCUGCUCAUCACUCAGGACACGCAGGAGGAAUCGGGGGUAUGAUUGCUGGUGCUGCAGCAGCCUAUGGAGCUCACCACAUAGCUCAUAGCUCUCACAGUCCUUACGGACACGCUGCAUAUGGUCACGGAUAUGGCCAUGGUCAUGGCUAUGGUUAUGGUCAUGGUCAUGGUAAGUUCAAGCAUCACGGAGGCAAGUUUAAACGUGGGCAUGGGAUGUUUGGAGGAGGUAAGUUCAAGAAGUGGAAGUGAUGUGAAAUUCCCCUUUGAUAUGUCUCUCUGGACUGACCAGAUGUUUAAAAUAAAUCACAAACAUAUAUAUAAGUUAACUUUCGUCGUCUAGAGAUCGCUGGUUCGAAUUGGAAUAACUCAAGACUUAAUAAAGAAUAUGGUACUAUAUGGAGGUGUCCUAUCAAGCUAUCGAUGGCUUAAUAAUGACAUAUUCUGUUUUUAAAUAUUUUUUAUAUUGUGUUCUUGCUUAUAUUGGUUUUGACUUUACUUAAGCUAUAGUAGAAGUCAUGAGUAUAGUCAGAUGACCUAUAUAAUAGUUGUUUAUGACUUCUUAAUCAGUAUGGGUGUAUUCAUAUGAAUUUCGAUACGUAGAUAAUUUGGGUGAUUUUAUACAGAAAAUCGUUAUAAUUUAUUACUAAUUCUUUGAAAGUAUAUUACUUAUGAAACCAAACCAUGAAAUUUGAUUUUUAAUGUACUUUUACUAGACGAUUAAACUCCUAGAAAUCAUUAAAAAUAAAACAAUGUCUAUGAAUUUUCAACAGUGAUGAAUUUGAUGCCACUUCUAAUUGCUAGUUCAAUCACUUUACACUUUAAAAGACAUUUAUAACUUGUAUUACCAGCAAUACCAAAUUUUGGGGAAAUUCUCAAAAUUUCUAGUUAAAUAUCGAAGAUUAGUUAUUUUAACAUAACAAUUUAAAAUAUGAGAAAUUGUCAAAAAUACAAUUUUCAUAUUACCACUUUUCAUGUUUAAACUAACCACUUUUACCACCAUUUUUAGUGAAGGGUUUAGAUUUGAAGGUUUAUGAUUUAGGAUUUAAAUUUGAUGUUUUAGGGUUUACGGUAUAUAGUUUAGGGUUUAGAGUUGAGAAUUUAGGGUUUAUAGUUGAGGUUUUAGGGUUUAUAGUUUAGGGUAUAAAGUUGAGGGUUUAGGGUUGAGAGUUGAGGAUUUAGGGUAUAGGGUUUAGAAUUGGGGGUUUAGGAUUUAGAGUUUGAGAUUAGAAUUUUAAAAAGCAUAUAAAAACAUGGAUAUAAUAGAGAAAUUGCCAAAAAUACAAUUUCCAUAGUACCACUUUUCAUGUUUACACUAACCACUUUUACCACCAUUUUUAAUAAAUGAUUUUAGAUUUGAAGGUUUAGGAUUUAGAGUUUAGAUUUGAUGUUUUAGGGUUUAUGAUAUAUAGUUUAGGGUUUAGAGUUGAAGAUUUAGGGUUUAUAGUUGAGGUUUUAGGGUUUAGGGUUUAUGGUAUUGAAUUUAGGGCAUAAAAUUUAGGGUUUAGAGUUUAGAGUUGAAGAUUUAGGGUUUAGAGUUGAGGAUUUAGGGUUUAGGGUUUAGAAUUGGGGUUUUAGGAUUUAGAGUUUAGGGUUAGAAUUUUGAAAAGCAUAUUAAAACGAAGAUAUAAGAAUUUUUAAUCUUUUAGUAAAUAAGGUAUUUUUGAAAAUAUGUCAUUAUUGGUGGUAAAAGUGAAUAAUGGUGGUAUUUUUGAAAAUUUCCCAUAAUAAUUUUUAUUUUUAACAUUUUAAUAAAUAAGAUAUUUUUGAAAAUGUGUCUUUAAUAGUGAUAAAGAUGAAUAGUGGUACUUUCAAAAUAGUAUUUUUGAAAAUUCUCCUUAAAAUAUUUGAUUGAAGAAGGAUGAAUAACUACUGGUUUUAUGCACUGCACUAUACAAAAAUGCUGUUUUGGGGGGGGGGGGGGAGGCGUGGUGGUUAAGUUCACGAUGUCAUUUUUGUUUCGGAUCACAACAACAGAUUCAAGCAUAUGGUUUUUUUCCCCUCAAAGAUCGUUCACUCAUUAUGCAACUGGAAUACAAUACAUUAGUAGAUAAGUUAGACAAUUUAGUUCAAAGAUAAAAGUCGAUUUUGUAGAAAGGUUUUAGAAUUGAUCUUCAGUUCUUCUGCCACUAAAAAAACAAGAAUAGGGUGAAAAUAAUCUAUCAUGAAAAGAAGAAAUUGUAUAGUUAGCUCUUCUUGAAGGAGGAUGUUAACGUACGAAUUAUAGCACAAACGUAAAAUAUAGAGUAUAUUAGAGAAUAUUUUUACAAAUAUGUGUUAUAUACUAAUAUUUUUUUUUUGCUAAACAAAUUUUUUUUUAAUAGAAAAUACAAUAUACUAAUAUUUUUAUAAAGCGAAAUUAUAAGUUUCUUUUUAUACAAAAUCCCAACAAUAUCAAGAUCCUUCUUGAUUUGUUGUCCCUAGCUUCACAUGUUUUAGGAUCGAAUACAAGAUCUUUAGAACCACUCUUCUUAACCUUUAAUGUUAUUUACUCGCUUACAAGCUUAAUGAACUUCACUCUUAUGCCCUUUAGGUUGAUCACUACUAUUUAUCCCUGUUCUAAAACGCGCCGCCUAGGACCGUAAAGUCGCCGGAAAAAACGUUAUCCGGCCACCAACCGUGGCGAAUUGAAGAAAUCCGGUGAAAAAAUCGGAUCUCUAAAAAAAUGUUAACUUAUUACUCUUUUCGGGCUAUGAAUCCAUAAAUAUACAUAAGAUCUAUAAAGCUUGCAUGAAAACAGAAAAAAAAACGAAGAAAUUCGAUCUAUAACUCAUCAAAAUGGAAGAGCCGUCGAGUUGGUAGUUGCAGAAAACCUAAAAUGUAAAGAGGAAGAUGACAUGUAAAUGUCGGAAUUACCCUUCAUUUAAGUUGAACAUUAAAAAUUAAUACAAUUUUGCCUCUUACCCGCCUCGAACCCGGGUUGUACUCAUAGCAAAAGGCGUCGCAACCACCACACCAUGUAGACUUCGUUGUAUGUCAUCACAAAUAUAUAAUAUAUAACCAAAAUAACUCGCCGAUUAGUUUCCGCAAAAUCCCCGAUUUUUUCAUUAGGCGCUAGGCAGUACCCGAACGUACGCGUAACGUCUAGCGAAUUUCCGAACAGGGCUAUUUAUAUAGCUUGGCACGUGCUCACAGCCUCACCCUGAUUCUUUGUAGUUUCCUCACACCUCUUUCAUGACUCAACAGGCCAUGUGCCUUUGUUCCCUCUCUUGCCACCUCCUCAUUCCACAUCAGCAUUCUUCUUCUAGAAGAGCUUGCCCACCCAAUAUCAACUCCGCACUCAACUCUCUUCAGCCUUUUAUCCUCGUUCAUGGGCCAACGCCUUGAUAAACCCACAGCAGUAGCAUCACUCCAGUGUCGUAUGUAAGCAAGCAUACGUUACAAUACCGCGCCGUUGGAAAUCGACUUUAUCCUCCAAAAAAAAAUACGAAGAAGUAGAUGUUUAUUUUAGGUGCAUUAAAGGUUGAAAUUAGUUGUUUAUAGUGGUUAAUGUAUCGAUGAUAAUAGCAAUGUUGUAAAUAAAAAGGAAGAUAAAAAUGAUUGAAUAAAACAAGCAUUUUCGGUAAAAAAUAAUGAUAUUUUGUAAAUAAUCUGAAUUUUUGGGGGUGAAUACAACAAAUAUAAGUUCAAAAAAAUUAUGGGUUAGUUUUGCAUUUGACUUUUGUUUUUAGUCUGAACUUCUAUGAUGAAUAGAGCAGAUAAAAUUUCAAAAAAUCAUUAUUUAGUUUUGCAUUUGAACUUCUGAUUGGUGUAUUGAUGAUAAUGUCAAUAUUUUAAAUAAAAGAAGAAUAUGAAGAUGAUUGAGUAAAACAAGCAUUUCGAAAAAAAAUAAUGAUAUUUUCGUAAAUAAUCUGAACUUCUGGAUGAAUAGAACAAAUAAAAAUUUUAAAAAAUCAUGGAUUAGUUUUGCAUUUGAGUUUUUGUUUUUAGUCAUUUUAGCAAAACCUCAAAAAUAAAAUUAUCACUAUAUGUUAAACUUUUAUAUCUACAACCCUAUAUUAGUUUUUUGAAACUAAAAACAAUAUAUUAUCUGAAAAUUCAAGUAUUUGUUUUAUAAAGUAAUGAAUUACUUUAGUAACAAAUAAUUCAAUUAGUCAUACAAUCUUCCUGACUCAAAAGUAGUUAUGUAAUUUUUCAAAUUUCCCUUGAAAAAUAUAUGAUUUUGAAAAUAAAUAUUUCCAACUUAAAAUGAUAACAUUUCAAAUUUUAUAAAAGAUAAAAUAAUAGAAUACAAAGUAAGAAAAAUAAAUCAUUAAAAAAAUAAAAGUAAUAUAAUAUUUUAACAUCUUAAUUUUAUAAAAUAACUUGAAAAAUUAUUCGCUACUCAAUCCAUUCGAUCCUAAGGUUUGUUUCAUCCUUGAUAUAUUCACCAACCCAAAGUUGUGAAACUUUUCUUUCUCAAAUUGCUACUAGUGUUCAUUUUAUAGACCUUUUUGUUCUCUUCAUCCUUAUUUCAUGCAUUUGGUAACCGUUUCCGAAGGCAACUUCAGCCACAAUCAGGCCAUGGUGCAUAUCUCGCUGCACAAACCAACUACAGCGGCGGCUAUUGUAACAAUAACAACCGCAGCUACUACCCAAACUUGGACUACGGUUACUGUGGUGGCAGAGGCCAAAGAAGAAACACACAUUUCUGAUCCGAAGUUCUGUCUUCCUAAAAAUGGCUUUGUUGGUCACUCGUACUUCUAGCACUCUGUUUCGGAGUUCAGUUAUUUCGGGUAAAGAACAUCUUUAUGGUAACCAAUAUCUCAAGAUUUGUAGGCAUUAUCAGAUUGGCAAGUUCGAAGUUCCUUGCUUAAGCCUCAGGAGAGAAUGUUGGUUCUCCAUGUAGAGAAACACAAAAGUAACAUGAACCUUUUGGUAUAUGCAAACCAUUAAAUAUAGAUAAAUACUUCAUAUGCUUUGUUAUUUAAUAUUCUAAUGUACAUAUAAACAUAAAGCAAAUUUAUAACACUUACAAGUUAAGAAUUUCUCUUUUUAUAUAUAACGAAAAAAGCACAUUAGGCACUAUAUUAGAAGAUUCCUUAAAUUCUAUGAUGACUACAAGCUUUAUACAAUUAUGUAAGUUACUUGCAUAACCCAUCUUCGCCUUUACACCAAGGGAAAGAAAGAUACCAAGGCUUUCCCCACCAAUUAGUGUUAAGUUCCUAUAUCCUCUUUCAUAUCUCUUACCAAAAAGCCAAGAACUUGGUCCCAGCCUUGAUGCUCUCUGAUUAAAUCCUUAACCAGAAACCCCAGUCCGAGAGCCACAUAUAAUAAUGCCCAGAUUGUCAUCUACCCAUGCUACAAGCCCUUUCAUUUGGUGUGCAGGCAUCAUAUGUGCCAUCAUCUCUAUUGCUGUGAUAAUUGGUGGCAUUGUAAUCUUCGUUGGUUACAUGGUCAUUCACCCGCGAGUUCCCAUCAUUAGUGUUGAGUAUGCUCACCUCGACCUCUUAAAGUAUGAUAUAGUUGGAGUCUUGCAGACGCAGUUAACGAUUGUGAUCCGUGCAGAGAACGAUAAUGCUAGGGCUCCUGCGUUGUUUGAUGAAACCAAUUUUAAGCUAAGCUAUGAAGGUAAAAUAAUUGCGUAUUUAAAACAGCACGAGUUUGAAGUUGCUAAAGAGAAAUCAGUAUCUUCUCAUUACGUGGUCCAGUCAUCCCCAAUUCCAUUGAGUCAAUCAAUGAUGGAAGCCAUAGACUACGCGGUUAAACAAGAUGUGAUUGUUUUCGAACUCAAAGGUGGGUCAAAGGCUCGAUGGCGAGUCGGGCCAGUAGGAUCGGUCAAGUUCGAAUGUAACCUUAGCUGUGAGCUUAGGUUUAGACCGUCCGAUCACAAUCACCUCCCAUCUCAUUGCACUUCUUCUCAUAAGCAUUAGGGACUCUUUGUCUCAUUUGAUUUUUCUUUUUAAAUUUAGGUAAUUAGUUUUUACAAAUAAUAUAUGGGGCCGGUUUUUUUGUUUUCUAAAAAUAAAUGUAAUAGUUGUUUCAUAAUAUUACUAAAUGAACAUUCUUGCCCCAUCUUCCAAAAAUGUAGAACAUAAAAGAAAAAUCAUGAUAUUCUAGUUUUCUUGUCACGAAGGAAGCUUAUUUUUCAUCCUACAACACAAAGUGACUUUAUCGAAACUUUAUAUUCUUUUAGCCGUGGAAAGCAUAACCACUUGCGUCACGGCACCUCACCUACUAACCACUUUUGGGGGGGACGUAAAUUGUACUAUGUAUUUUACAUGAAAUUAGGAGUUUUUAUUGUAUCCUGGACUUUAGAAAACGCUGGACUUGACGAAGUUUUGGACCUGGACCAGAGCCAGAUGCUAAGGUUUGGCAUGAUCACCGUAAGACUGCGUUGGUCAUUUACCCAAAAAAAGAGUUGUUUUUGGUGGAAAUAACCUGAAGUAAUUUCUUUGAAUAUGCAUAUUUUGUCAUGAUUAACUUUUUCACAGGAUUUUUUUAACUUAACGUAAUAUAGGAGGAUAAUACAAAGAAAAAAAAAGAUUCAAACCUAAAUAAACCAAUAAACAUAGUUCAAACACCCGUUCCACGUGAGUAACGUGAGGGUCGCGUAAUAAUAGUACUUACUUUUUCUUUUCACUCAAAUCAAAUCUAGUUAAGAUCUCGGGAAAACACGACUGUGCGAAAGAAGAGAAGACUUUUCCAAGAAGACACGCGUCUAUACAUGAAUGGUCUGUUAUUCCCAUUAAAUACACAACAAAGGAGGCUAAUGUAUCCACGAUAUUUAGAUAGAGAGAUCAAAUAUUUUCCAGAUAUGGUAACUGUUCUCUCUCUCUCUUUCUUCUUUCUAACUUUUCCAUUGAGAGAGGGAAGAGAACGUCCGAGGAGGAUGACCAAAUAUGUUACGGCGGCCUCUGAUUCGCUUGGUGCAGGUCGGGAACUGAUUGGCUGACACAGCCACGUGGCUUUUCAUGGUUGGCUUGUGAGCAGGGAUCGGAUCCCGCCUUGUAUCAAGUGAAUCCGAGUCCGACGUGAAAGAUAAAGUCUUAAAGACUUUCAGAUCUCAUCAAAUAUCCUCCUCUAUCGUGCUUUAUUCUUCUUUUUUUUCAAUCUUUCAAUUAGUUUCGAAGCGUGAGGAUUAAUGGCUAUGUUCUUGAUAUUUCAGGAUCUAAGGGUUUCUUAGCUAUAGAUCUUGUAUUUGAAUUCUUCAUAGGUCAUUGAGUUAGAUUUUUGUGAUACCCACUCGAUUUAUAGAUGUGUUGAUUCUGAAUCUUGAAGCUUUAUGGUUAGGUUAAUGGGGGGUGUGUUGAGAAAUUUCAGGGUUUAUGCUGCUUCUAUAUUGGUGAUGAUGGGAUUUAGUGUUACAGGUUAGUUCCUUCUAUUGAAUCUCUGAGUUUACAUUUGGUCAUCUGAAUUUAAUUUUCAGGUUUUUGUUUUGUUCAGAAACCAUCGAAAUUGAAUCUCGUUGGGUAAGAUUCAGGUUCAUGAUGGUGUAGAGUUUUUUUUUAUGUUUCCAAAUAGGAUUCUUUAGUAAGUUUUGAAGGAUUUUCUAAUAGAAACUGAAGCUGAUUUCCAUUUUAUCAGGUUUAUUCGAAUAAUAUUUAAUGGUUUCCUUUUUGGAUAUUGUUUUUGUGUCAUUUUUGUUUGGUGUAAAUAAUAUAGAAACAAAAUAAUGGACAGAAGCA